Molecule: messenger RNA, 2403 nt
Organism: Spea bombifrons (plains spadefoot toad)
Lineage: Eukaryota; Metazoa; Chordata; Amphibia; Anura; Pelobatidae
Gene: XYLB
Product: xylulokinase
Exons: 19
Coding region: 151-1752 (533 amino acids)
Biological process (GO): D-xylose metabolic process; xylulose metabolic process
Cellular component (GO): cytosol
Molecular function (GO): D-xylulokinase activity
Source: RefSeq, a predicted model, not a curated record
GGCUGGGGAUUCGGUCUGUGUGCGGUGUAAUGUUGUCACUCUGCUUUCUGUGGUAGUUUAACUAAUCUGGUUAUUGAUUGAUCAGUGUGCAAGCAGAGAGCAGCCCAGUGUCAGACACACGGGGAGAGCUGGCUGCAGGGAUCCGGCCCCAUGGCUGCACAUUACCUGGGCUUUGACUUCAGCACACAGCAGCUAAAGGUCAUUGCUGUUAAUGAACACCUGCGGGUUGUGUACGAGGACAAUGUUCAGUUUGACAAAGACCUCCCAGAAUUUGGGACACAAGGUGGGGUUCGCAUUCACAGCGACAAGCUGACGGUAACAUCUCCGGUGCUAAUGUGGAUUAAGGCACUUGAUAUAAUCUUGGAGAGAAUGAAGUCAUCGGGGUUCAACUUCUCUCAGGUCAAAGCUUUGUCAGGAACUGGCCAGCAGCAUGGCAGCGUGUACUGGAAACAAGGCGCCCAGAAGGUCCUUCAGACUCUAUCAGCCCAUCUCCCUCUGCACAGUCAGCUGGACUCGUGUUUUUCUAUUACGGAAAGCCCCAUAUGGAUGGAUUCCAGCACAGCAGCAGAAUGCCGGCAUCUAGAGCAAGCUGCAGGAGGGGCACAGGCGUUAGCCGAUAUUACGGGGUCGCGGGCAUAUGAGCGUUUUACAGGAAAUCAAAUAGCAAAGAUUUACAAGCAGAGCGCGGCGGCGUACGCCCAGACCGAGAGGAUUUCCUUGGUCAGCAGUUUCGGAGCUUCCCUCUUCCUUGGAGACUACGCGCCAAUCGAUUGCAGCGACGGUUCGGGGAUGAAUUUACUGGACAUUUAUAAGAAGAUGUGGUCGGAGGAGUGCCUGAAUGCGUGUGCACCGGAUCUAAACGGGAGACUCGGCUGUGUACAGGCGGCGAGCUCCAUACUGGGGUCCGUGUCCUCGUACUACAUCCAGCGCUACGGAUUUCGCGAUGACUGCCGCGUUGUCGCCUUCACCGGGGACAAUCCAGCGUCUUUAGCCGGAAUGAGACUAGAGGAAGGUGACAUUGCGAUCAGUCUUGGCACCAGCGAUACGUUGUUCCUCUGGAUCCAAGAUCCCGCUCCUGCCUUGGAGGGUCACAUAUUCUGCAAUCCAGUUCAGGCUCAGGACUAUAUGGCGCUUCUGUGUUACAAAAAUGGCUCCCUGAUGAGAGAGAAAAUUAGAGACUGCUGUCCGUCGGGCUCCUGGGAAGAGUUUUCUAAAGUGCUGCAAUCAACUUCGCCCGGGAACAAUGGCAACAUAGGUUUUUAUUUUGAUGUGAUGGAAAUCACCCCGCAUGCUAUAGGGAUCCAUCGGUUUAAUGCUAACAAACAAAAGGUGUCUGAAUUUCCGAUGGACGUUGAGGUCCGCGCUCUCGUCGAGGGGCAGUUCAUGGCAAAGAGGAUCCACGCAGAGAGACUGGGGUACAAGAUAAUGCCACAAACAAGAAUAUUGGCUACUGGAGGUGCUUCAUGCAAUGAACAUAUUUUGCAGGUAUUGUCGGAUGUCUUCAAUGCUCCCGUGUACACAAUCGCCACGGCUAACUCUGCCUGCUUAGGAAGCGCGUAUCGAGCGGCCCACGCUCUUGCGAUGCAGACAUCAGGAUCCACCUUUGCGGAGGUCGUGAAGCUAGCGGAGGAACAUACGUUAGUGGUGACCCCAAGAACCGGAGCAGAUCAGAUCUACCAGCCUUUACUGAAGCGUUAUGCUGAGUGUGAAUCUAUAGUGAUCCUGGAAUCCCAGAAUAUUUCCAUGAACUGAGACACCAUGCGGAACAUCAGACACCGUCUCCCAUUCCUUACAAUAAUUCUAAUAAACAAAGUCCAAAGAUACCUUUAUCACAAUUAAUCAAAUCAUUUCCAUUGUUUGUAAUUCAUUGUAGUAUGCAAAUCAUUGGAGUGUAUUCCCCCAUGUUUUACUGAUCAGUGUUUGUUAAUAAUCACAAUCGGUUUUUAUUAAACGUUUGAAGAACAUGCUUAUGUUACUUAUAAUCAUAGAUGUAUUGAAUGGUAAAUAUACCCAGAACUGGGAACUCUCCAGGUAUCAUCCAGAAACUCCAGGGGGGGGCAUCGCUUCUCUGGGUCUCCAGGUGACUGCAAUCUCCGGGUUGCAGGAACUGCGUUGAGGCACGAGAUACUUGCAGACCACUCCUGUAAGCACAUUUUUCUUCCAAUUCUGUUUAAAACAUGGCGGAAGGUCCUGUGCCAGACUCUCCAUGAAGAACUUGAAUGCCCAGUGAGUAGUCUUCGUCUUCUAGGGUCAUCUUAUGGGUCCCUCUUCAAGGAAAGAAGACCCCUGACCUCUUCAAGUUGAGAUGGUAAUUAACAAGUCUACCCACCUUAAAAACCCUAAAAGCCAAGACUUUGGGACCCAUCUGCACUACAACAUUGUAUCACCCUCUUAAAAUAAAAA